AUGGCUGCAUCGCUGCUUCGAUACUGCGCCAAGGCGAAUUGGUGCAAAGAUCAGGACUUCAUGGCACUACAGGCGUCGAGCAAAUCGUCCGUCGACGACUGUUCGGACGGGCCGUGGAGGGAGCAUGAAGAACAGAAACGCCUGUUGUCUCCAGAGAUCCUGGAAACUCCGCCGACAUGUCGACGGCAUCACCAUCUCUUGUUCGGCCUUGUCAUGGGCAACAUAUUUCUUACGAUCGUGACCAUCCUCCUGGCAGUGGCACUCUCUAUAGCAGCAAGCCAAGAUCCAUCUCUGACCGUCUACUCACCGGCAAAAGAAGCGGUCAGGUAUUACGUGCAUCGCUUUCGCCCUGCUCUGGGCAAUGAGACAGAGUACAUGGGCUUUCCAACCGAUGAGACUGACCAAAGAUGGGAGGCUCUUUAUCAAUAUAACGCAUCAGUCAUUUCGGAGACCCAGGCUCGCCGCCUACUCACGCCGACGAUGGCCAUUCCUGGGACCAAGCGAUAUCUCGUUGAACUUGAGGUGUUCCACAAUCUGCACUGCUUGAACGAAUUACGCAAGCUCCUGUGGCCGGAAAGGUACAGGUUGCUUGAGCAAUUGACGUCUGAGAACGGAACAAUAGACAGGAGCAGCUUUGGUUUCAAACACUGGGGUGAGAUCAUCUCUGCCGGCAGGCCAUCAAUGCGACUAACAAGGAAAGAUCACUGCGUAGAUUCUCUCCGUCAAGCGCUCAUGUGUAACGCGGAUAUCUCACCCAUAUCUUGGCACGUUAAUGUCCCUUUCAACCGAGGCAUCUACCCGCGGUUAGCUACAACGCACACCUGCAAGGACUUCUCCCAGAUCCAAAAGUGGGCGGCCGAGCACCAUGCCCCUAGCUUCGAGCAGCGAAUCUACGAUUUUGAAGAAUUGCAGCGGGUCAUCGACGACACCGAUAUCGAUCACUCCACUGAAGAAGACUUGCAAAACCAGUAUUGGUUAUUCCCUGGCGACAAAUGGUUCAAGCACUGGCGAGAGCAUACUUAUCAUGGGGAAGUUUCGCGACCUCAGAUCUACCCUACCUCACGACACGAGUGGGAAGACUGA
Molecule: messenger RNA, 1083 nt
Organism: Fulvia fulva
Lineage: Eukaryota; Fungi; Ascomycota; Dothideomycetes; Mycosphaerellales; Mycosphaerellaceae
Product: Cyclochlorotine biosynthesis protein O
Exons: 4
Coding region: 1-1083 (360 amino acids)
Biological process (GO): mycotoxin biosynthetic process
Source: RefSeq, a predicted model, not a curated record